AUGGCACCUGCCGAAGACAAACGAGAAAAUGAAGAAAGAGCAAUCAAAAGGGACCAUCAUCCAGUUGCGCUUGAGUUUCCUGGAGCGAACAUUGAUCCUACAGCCGAUGUGGAUGACGACUGGACCAUUUCUUCGGAUGUCAUUCCUUUGUCAAUUUCAAAGUCCCAAUCCAGUAGCGAGCAGAUUAAGCAUCCAUCACUCGAAGUCUUCGAUGAGGAUGAUGACUGGAGGAGCAUGUCUUCAGAUGCCACGACGAUUCCGCCUUGUUUGUCAACUACAAGCUCAAAAUCCAAUCCCAACCAGAAGCUUAAUGUCCCAUCAAUCGACGAAGCAACGAUCUACAAGCUGAGCAGAACGAUGUUGCGGUCUGCUCGAACGCGAGCGAUGGUACUAAAAAAUGUCUAUCCUGAUAUGAGGCGGAGGGGUUUGAAACUUCCAGGGAAAAAGGGGAAACGAUUCUCCUGGACGAGCCGCAACACGAGGAUUGCACUCCUCAAGGCCAAUCGCUCACUGUACAAGAAGCCAAGCGAUUUUCUCCGAGCAUCGUUGAGGGGGUGA
Cylindrotheca closterium is the source of this 558-nucleotide messenger RNA. NCBI's taxonomy places the organism in Eukaryota, Bacillariophyta, Bacillariophyceae, Bacillariales, Bacillariaceae. The record is from the annotation of a GenBank genome assembly.